AUGCAGACACUAGGGAUCGAAAAGGCGACAAGAUAUAGAGGACAGUCGUCAUCGGCGAGCAGUGGUUACGAGGAAGGUCAUAAAGAGUAUGUGGAAAUCACACUCGAUAUGAAUGACGAUUCCAUCUCCGUGAACAGCUUGAAGUCACCAAAGAACGAGGAUCCAGAGACAUCACUUCUAGGACAAGGCCGUACGAGGAAGAAUAGUUUCUCGGUACUGAAACGCAUAGCGUCAUCAGUUUCUAGCGAUCUGAGGCGAGUCACUUCUUCUGUUACGUUGACGCAGGAGACAAACCCACCGCGUAGGCCGCGGAAAUCAAGCGCAGAGCUAGCGUUAAAGGGUCUCAAGUUCAUUACCAAACAUGAUGGCGUCGCUGGUUGGCCUGGUGUUGAGAAAAAAUUCAAUGAAAUAACGGAGAAGACCAGUGGUUUAUUGCUCCGUUCCAAGUUUGGUGAAUGUAUAGGUAAGAAGAAACUGAGUUUGAAUGCUUUGUGGUUACAUAAGUUUUCAUUUGAAUUUAUUAAUUGGUAUACUUUGCUUGCAGGGAUCAAUUCAGAGGAUUUUGCGUUGGCAUUGUUCGACGCUUUGGCAAGGAGACAAAACAUAACUGGAGAUGUGAUAACCAAGGAUCAGCUUCAAGUAUUCUGGGAGCAGAUCAAUGAUCAUGACUUUGAUUCGAGACUACGAAUUUUCUUCGACAUGGCCGAUAAGGAUGCGGAUGGAAGGUUGAAUGAAGAUGAAGUAAAAGAGAUUAUAACUCUAAGUGCUUCCGCAAACAAUCUGAAUAACAUUAAGAAACAAGCAGAUGAAUAUGCUGCUUUGAUAAUGGAAGAACUAGAUCCCUAUGAUCGUGGGUACAUCAUGGUAUAUGCGCUCGAGGUACUGCUGUUGCAAGGGCCAGCUAUGGCUAUGGGAGAUGUCAAGAGUAAGGAAGUGAGCAUUUUGAUAAGUCAGCAGCUCGAAGUAUCACAUAGUAGGAAUCUCUGGAAGCGUUUGUACAAUGGGGUUAAGAAUUUUGUGUUGGAUAACUGGAAGAGAUUGUGGGUGAUGGCUCUAUGGAUAGCUGUUAUGGUCGGGCUGUUCACAUGGAAGUUCAUGGAGUAUCGAAAAAGACCAGCUUACCAAGUUAUGGGAACUUGUGUUUGUAUAGCUAAAGGAGCUGGAGAGACCCUUAAACUGAACAUGGCUAUUGUUUUGUUACCAGUUUGUAGGAACACUAUCACUUGGCUCCGGACCAAAACCAAGUUAAGUGUUGGUGUUCCUUUUGAUGACAACCUCAACUUCCACAAAGUCAUUGCAAUAGCAAUCUCAAUUGGAGUUGGAGUCCAUGCCACAGCUCACUUAGCAUGUGAUUUCCCUCGGCUGAUAGCUGCAGAUGAAGAGACUUACAAGCCAAUGGAACAGUAUUUUGGAGUACAACCAAAGAGCUAUGUAGAGUUUUUGAAGUCAGUGGAAGUAGUUACCGGGACAGUCAUGGUUAUAUUAAUGACUAUAACCUUCACCUUGGCUACAUCAUGGUUCAGAAGAAAUAAGUUGAAUUCUCUUCCUAAACCAUUGAAGAAAAUUACUGGCUUCAACGCCUUCUGGUACACUCACCAUUUGUUUGUUAUCGUCUACACACUCCUAGUCGUUCACGGAUACUAUGUCUACCUCAUCAAGACAUGGUACAGGAAGACGACAUGGAUGUACUUGAUGAUACCGAUGGUUCUUUACCUGUCUGAAAGGCUGGUUCGUUCGCUCAGGUCAAGAAUCGAGCCUGUUAAGAUACUAAAGGUUGGUCUGUUACCAGGGGAUCUCUUAAUGCUUCAAAUAUCAAGACCAAACAACUUCAGAUACAAAAGCGGACAAUACUUGUAUCUCAAAUGUUCUGAAGUAUCUUCAUUAGAAUGGCACCCAUUCUCAAUUACAUCGGCUCCAGGAGAUGAUUACCUCAGUGUUCACAUCAGGGGUCUAGGAGACUGGACUAACAAGUUACGAGAAAAAUUCAAAGAGGUGUGUGCCCCAGCCCCCCCUGAUGAUAAGAAGCGGAUUAUAGCCGAUUUGAGGAAUGGGAAUAACUACCCUUUCCGUAGCUUUCCAAAACUCCUAAUCGACGGUCCCUAUGGAGCACCAUCACAAGACUACAAGAACUUCGAAGUUGUUCUACUGGUGGGUCUAGGAAUCGGAGCUACUCCUAUGAUCAGCAUUAUCAAGGAUAUAAUCAAUAACUUGAAAGUCAAUAUUGGAGAUGAAGAAGAAGGAAAAGGCAGUAACCGAAGCCACAACAUGGUCACACCCCCUUCCAUUUCCCCUGCAAGAAAAGGCGAGCUGUUCAGAACCAAGAGAGCUUACUUCUACUGGAGCACAAAAGAGCAAGGAACUUUUGACUGGUUCAAGAGCGUGAUGGACGAAGUGGCCGAAGCAGAUGUUAACAACAUUAUCGAGCUACAUAACUAUUGCACCAGCAUCUUCGAGGAAGGAGACGCGAGGUCCGCACUGAUCAAGAUGCUGCAGUCACUAUACCAUGCCAAGAAGGGAAGGGACGUUGUGUCAGGGACACGUGUCAUGUCCGAAUUCUCUAGGCCAAAAUGGAGGAGCAUUUUCAAAAGGAUCGCUGUGAAGCAUCCCAACACCAGAGUCGGAGUGUUUUAUUGCGGAGCAGCUACAGUAGUGAAGGAGCUACACAACUUGGCAGUGGAAUUCUCUCAUAAGACGUCCACCAAGUUCUAUUUCCAUAAAGAAAAUUUCUAG
Eruca vesicaria subsp. sativa (arugula) is the source of this 2730-nucleotide messenger RNA. The record is from the annotation of a GenBank genome assembly. Lineage: Eukaryota; Viridiplantae; Streptophyta; Magnoliopsida; Brassicales; Brassicaceae.